UUCAUAUCCUCUCAUCAUCUCUGGAAUUCCACUGGAACCUUCGUGUUGUGUGUUCUGACUUCUUCUCCUUGAAGCUUAUCUUUUUUCUGCGUUGAACCUCUUCCGCAGAAAAACACACGCGACGGGCGAUUUGUUUGUCAAGAUGCGUGUUGGAGUGCAAGGCUGUUGUCAUGGAGCGCUUGAUCGGUUGUACCAAAUGGCGAGGGAGAAAAAAGUCGACUUGUUGAUUAUAGGAGGUGAUUUUCAGGCACUUCGAAAUUUGGCAGAUUACCAUGCUAUAUCAAUGCCAGACAAGUACAAACAGCUUGGGGAUUUCCCCUCUUACUACGCUGGAAAAAGACAGGCCCCAAUUCUUACCAUAUUCGUGGGCGGAAAUCAUGAAGCUAGCAAUUAUCUGGAUGAACUUCCUUAUGGAGGCUGGGUUGCACAGAAAAUUUACUACAUGGGCCGGUCUUCAGUUAUUAAUGUCGGUGGUCUGCGGAUUGCUGGUUUAAGCGGUAUAUACAAGGUGAAUGAUUACUAUAAAGGGCGUUAUGAAAAGUUGCCGUAUAACUACAAGACGGUAAAAAGCAUAUAUCAUGUUCGAGAAUUUGACGUGUUUAAAUUGAAGUGUCUUCAGAAGCCAAUUGAUAUUGCCAUUUCACAUGACUGGCCCCGUGGUAUUGAGCAACAUGGAAAUGUUGAGGCUUUGUUAAGACGCAAACCAUUUUUUCGAAAGGAAGUGGAACGCAAUGACUUGGGUUCUCCUGCAAACGAAGAAUUGCUUCGUCAUCUGAAACCACGAUACUGGUUUGCUGCGCACCUUCACACGUACUUUUCAGCUACUGUUCAACAUGAAACGCUGGAAAAACAUGACGAUGAACUCUCAGGAGAAAAUUCGGAUCUUAGAAAGAAAACCGAAUUCUUUGCGUUGGACAAGUGUCUUCCGAGACGCAAACACUUUGAGGUGUUCGAAAUUGAUGUUCCUGAAAAUGAAUCAGUUACCGGCCCAUUGAUGCAAUACGAUCCAGAAUGGUUGGCUAUCACUCGUGUAUUGGACAAGUAUCAGUCACAAACUGUGGAACGUGUUAAGCUUCCAGACAUGGAGGAAAUCCAGAGACAAAUUGCAGCGGAGAGUAACUGGGUGGACGAACAUAUCGUCAAAGCUUCUAAAUUGGGUAUUCCUCAAAAUUUCGUCCAGACGGCACCUCCUCAUAGUCGGGAUGUUACCGACAAACAACUCCCGAACACAUUUGUCAAUCCUCAAACGACGGAAUUCAGACGUCUCUUAGGAUUAGAGUCGGCACCGGAAACGGAAGACUCUACGAAAAACACUGAAGAAAUCGAGUUGGAUUUGUGGUAGUUUAGACAAUGACAUUUUUAGUAUAAUAAUCUAAUUAGUUUUCUGGAUGAGAACAACUUCAACAGGACGGCCGUCUUCAAUG
Messenger RNA from Schizosaccharomyces japonicus yFS275, 1424 nucleotides. RefSeq names its product RNA lariat debranching enzyme Dbr1. The record is from RefSeq and is a predicted model, not a curated record. Gene Ontology annotation, molecular function: RNA lariat debranching enzyme activity; hydrolase activity; hydrolase activity, acting on ester bonds. Gene Ontology annotation, cellular component: nucleus. The transcript is spliced from 5 exons. Gene Ontology annotation, biological process: mRNA processing; mRNA cis splicing, via spliceosome. NCBI's taxonomy places the organism in Eukaryota, Fungi, Ascomycota, Schizosaccharomycetes, Schizosaccharomycetales, Schizosaccharomycetaceae. Bases 143 to 1342 code for a protein of 399 amino acids.